AUGAAUGAAAAAAAAGAAAACCAAGAAGGAAAAAAAAAAAAAUGGGAAGGAAAAUUAGACAAAAGUAGAAUAGCCUUUUUCAGCCAACUCGUUCAACUACCAUACACUCUUCAUUAUACAUAUUCAAUAGUCAUGUCUGCAGUUGUCAACAGCAUUGUUACCAAAAUCACUGGUUUAACUAACUGUGCCACAUAUUGGGCUAAAGUCGGUGGUGAAUUAGCCAAACAAGUUUACAAAGCCGAAGGUUUAAAACCACCAACAGCUAAAGAAUUUGAAACUGUUUACCAACAAGCCCUUAAAUUCAUCAAAACUCCAGCUGAACAACAAAAAUUAUUGGAACAAGCUAAAAACAUCAAACCAACUAAAGAAACCGCUUACAAAGCUGGUAUUUACGGUAUUCAAUUAUUGGCUUUCUUUUCCGUUGGUGAAGUUAUUGGUAGAAGAAGUUUGACUCCAAUUAACCCAGGUCAUUAA
This is a messenger RNA of Candida tropicalis MYA-3404, 474 nucleotides long. RefSeq names its product F1F0 ATP synthase subunit g (gene ATP20). Lineage: Eukaryota; Fungi; Ascomycota; Pichiomycetes; Serinales; Debaryomycetaceae. The transcript has a single exon. Gene Ontology annotation, biological process: proton motive force-driven ATP synthesis. Gene Ontology annotation, molecular function: proton transmembrane transporter activity. The record is from RefSeq and is a predicted model, not a curated record. The coding region runs from base 1 to 474 and encodes 157 amino acids.